UCUGCUGCCAGCGCCAAGAGCGUCUUGGUGGAAGCCGUGCUCGCCUACCCCUACAACUGGAGCGCUUGGUUGGAUCUUGCCGAGGUCCUCUGCGACGAGAAACAGCACCAGCAACGUCCGGAGGAGGGGGCGGGCGAGGGGCAAGUCGGAGGCGCCCCUGCGUGGAGGGGAGGAGAGGAGGGGGGAUGGGGGUGCAGGGGGGGCAAAGAGGGGAAAGAGGGGAGGGCUUCUUCUCGGAGCAAGUACAAGGACGCUUGUCCGCCUUGUGGAUGUACGAUUUCUUCCAGGCCCACCUGCUGCUCGAGCAACACCAGAGCGAGCACGCCCUCUUUCUCCUUCGCCGUCUUCUCCACGUGUUUCCGACCUCCUCUUACCUCAAGGUUUGGCGCCUACCAUCCCUGCGUGCUUUUGUCCACGUGCCUAAUCGACCCUCUCUCCCUCCUUCCUUUCCUUCCUCCUUCCCCCUCUCUCUUCCUCCCACAGGCCCAAUGUGCCAUCGCCCGCUACAAUCUUCGAGAUUUCGAGGAAGCCCAGGAAGGCUUCCGGGCGCUUCAAGAGCAAGACCCUUACCGACUGGAAAACUUAGAAAGGUAUUCCGACGUCCUCUACGUGAAGGAAAGCCGGGCGGAACUCUCUCAACUGGCCCAUAUAGCUGCGCGCAACGACAAAUAUCGACCUGAGACCUGUUGCAUCAUCGGCAACUACUACUCUUUAAAGGGUCAACAUGAGCGUGCUGUCUUAUACUUCCAAAGAGCCCUUAGACUGAACCGAAAGUUCCUGUUUGCCUGGACACUCAUGGGCCACGGUUUCCUUGAGAUGAAGAACACGGGGGCGGCUAUUGAGGCGUAUCGCCGGGCCGUGGACAUCAACCCCCGCGAUUAUCGGGCGUGGUACGGGCUAGGUCAAACGUACGAGCUCCUGCAAAUGUACCUUUAUGCCAUAUAUUACUACCGAAAAGCGGCGACCCUCCGUCCUUUCGAUGCGCGCAUGUGGUGUGCUCUC
Molecule: messenger RNA, 1002 nt
Organism: Nannochloropsis gaditana CCMP526
Gene: APC8
Product: anaphase-promoting complex subunit 8
Exons: 6
Biological process (GO): cell division
Cellular component (GO): anaphase-promoting complex
Molecular function (GO): protein binding
Source: RefSeq, a predicted model, not a curated record